AUGGCCAAGUUACAUUCAUAUUAUGUUACAAAUGUUGCUUCUGAACUUAAAUAUGCUAAUAUCGAUAUUACAAAUAAUGAAAAACAAAUUGAAGAUCUUAUUCGAAUUUGUCAAUUUGGUAAUCAAGAAUCUAAUGAAUUUGAAGAAUUUAAUGAAUUUAAAGAAUCUAAUGAAAAAUCUGAAAAUAAAGAAUAUGAUAAAUCUGAAGAUGAUAAAUCUGGAGAAAAUAAUGAAUUUGAAGAUAAUGAAUCUGAAGAAGAAGAUGUAUCUGAAGAAUUUGAAGAAACUCAAGAAAUUAAUAUUUUAAAUAAUAUUGAUAAUUAUUUUAACUUUAAUAACGAUGAAUUUUGGCAAGUAUUAAAUAUGAAUAUUUCAGUUAUUAUUGAACUAUAUGAAUUAGAAAUUAGUAAUAAUGAUACCAAAUUUGAUGCUAAUGACUUUUAA
This is a messenger RNA of Racocetra fulgida, 444 nucleotides long. The record is from the annotation of a GenBank genome assembly. NCBI's taxonomy places the organism in Eukaryota, Fungi, Glomeromycota, Glomeromycetes, Diversisporales, Gigasporaceae.